Molecule: messenger RNA, 12820 nt
Organism: Plutella xylostella (diamondback moth)
Lineage: Eukaryota; Metazoa; Arthropoda; Insecta; Lepidoptera; Plutellidae
Gene: Apoltp
Product: Apolipoprotein lipid transfer particle
Biological process (GO): lipid transport
Molecular function (GO): lipid carrier activity
Source: RefSeq, a predicted model, not a curated record
UCUAUUACAAACUUACUUUAAUUACCGCGCCAUUCUGCACAAACGAUGUUCCGUUGAAACAGAUAAAUAUUACUGAUAAUGAGGUCGAUUUUCUGUUGGUGUUGACCCGACAGUGGGUGAUAAGUUACAAGUUUGUGUCAUUCAUCGUAUGGAUGCGGUGUUGGAACGAACCAUGGGUUUCUUUGUGGUUUAAAAUGAAGUGGAGUGUGGUUUUUACGUGCCUGUGCUUCUUUGUUGGGGUUUCAGCAAAUUCACUGAAAGAUCCAUACAUUUGUGGUAUACCAUCAUGCACACCCUCUGAGAAGUUUAAAUACUUACCAGAAAUUAUUUAUAACUAUGAGUACAAAGUGAGCGUCAACACUUGGUUCGCCGGAUCCAGCAACAACCGGUCUACAUUAGAUGUUACGGCUACUGCGGAGCUUCAGUUAGUGACGGCGUGCGAGGGUCUGCUCCAGCUCAGCAAUGUCACGCUUCAGGAUCAGGACCACAACUACCCACUCGAGCGGUCGGAGAAGUUUGUGCUGGCACUCACGCAGCAUGACCUCAGGUUCGCAUUCCACGACGGGCUCAUAUCGGAGAUAUGCCCGCACGCGUUGGAAGAGGACUGGGUGCUCAACUUCAAGCGAGGGCUGCUGUCCCUCUUCCAGAACAGCAUGAAGAGGUUCGACAUCAACUUCAAGGGAGUUGAGCGCGACAUCCACGGCACAUGCCCGGUCGACUACUCGGUGCGGGGGCAGGAGAACACCAGCCUCGUGCUCAUCAAGAGCAGGAACCUGGCGCAGUGCAGCGACCGCUACAAGUACCAGUCCAUACUGCAGACUGUACGCUACAACUUCCAGAGUGACUACCAAACCUGGCCAGUGUUAAACUCGGAGAACAAAUGCCGCAUCUCCAUAGACCACCACAUAUACAAGUCGGUGAACUGCAAGGAACGCCAUCUGUUCGAGCCAUUCUCAGGAAACAGUUCUGGAGCCAUGACCACGGUGGAACAGAAUCUGGUGUUGGCCAAGGAGGUUAACAAGACGGAUAUGCAGAUUAUUGAGUCGCAGCCUAAGACGUGGUCGGUGAUAACGGUUCGUUCGAACCUGCUUCACCACCACAUGCCCAACGCCAGGCCUUCUACCGGUGAACUCAAGUCUGCUAGAGAUGUUCUAAAAUUGCUCUGCCAAGUAAAAGAGCCAUCAGACGACGACCCUCCACCCUCAGUGGACGACAAACUAGACAGUGGGUCCACGGUGGGGCUGUGGGGCAGCCUGGUGCGGGCCUCGCGGGGCCUGCCCCACGCCGCGCUCACACAGCUGCUGUCGCGGGCCACAGCCAUCUGUGCGAGAGCCAAAAAGCACAUCCUGGACGCACUUCCGUACAUAGCGAGCGAGGGUUCCGUACAACUCAUCAAGGACAUGAUUCUAGAACACUCCGUGGACCAACAGACGCGGGACGAGUGGCUCAUGUCCAUGGCCAUGAUACCCAGACCGAAGAUCGGUAUGCUUAACAGUAUGCUGGAACUCCUGAAAAAGGAAAAAUACGACAAAGUAGUCAGCUUUACCGUGUCUUCUAUGGUGCACUCCUACUGCAAACAUACUAAGAAAGGAUUACGAGAAUGCUGCGAAGAGGACAUACCUCGUCAGAUCAUGGAGGAGUUUCAGGGCAUUGUGAACGAAGUGAUACACGACGGCGUCGUCAACGCACCGCGAGCUAAGAAAACUAAUUUGAUAAUCGCCAUCAAAUCGCUGGGCAACAUAGGCGGGUUUAAACAGGAGUUUUCAGACGUGCUGGUCAACAUCAUAAGCGACGUCCUCAUCCCCGUGCCGAUUCGCUUGACGGCCAUCGACGCGUUCAGGAAGACACCCUGUGAAGAGACCCGAGAAUACUUCCUAGAGAUGUACCGUGAAGACUACGUGGAUAUAGAAGUGAGAUUGGCGUCGUAUCUACAAGUGAUGCGGUGUCCAAAUCUCAGCACUAUUAGAAAGAUAUUCCACGCACUCAAACAUGAAAGGGUUAACCAAGCGGCGACAUUCGUCUGGUCGCACCUCAACAACCUCGGCCAGUCUUCUUUACCCUCCCGCGUAGAAAUUCAAGGUCUUCUAUCGGGCAACACGGUGCCUCAACUAGACGACACUCCGGACUUCCGAAUGUUCUCCACUAAUUACGAACAGGGCGUGUUCUUUGAUCAGUAUAAUGCCGGCGGCAACUACGAAGCUAACGUAAUAUUCUCUCCCGAUUCCUACAUCCCCCGCUCCGUGUCGCUCAACUUGACUAUCGACAUGUUUGGAGAGAGCAUCAAUCUGUUGGAGCUAAAAGGCCGAGGCGAAGGCUUCGAGCGCUACUUCGAAUCGAUAUUCGGCAACGACGGGCCUCUCAACAAAAACAAAGUGAACGACCAAGUCCAGGAACAAAUCGAGAAGCUCCGCUUCUACCGUUCAGUCGACGAUGCGGACGAAGUGCGAAGGAAAGUCGACGAUCUGGGAUACAAGAAUGAAGCUUUAAAACACCAGUUUCCGUUAGCUGAGUUGGGGAUUAAAGUGUUUGGAAAUGAGAUAUCGUAUUGGAGCGCUGAGGGUGAUGAAGAGAUUCGGCAGUCGCUGGCCAGAUUGAAUCCGCAAGUUCGGUUGAUGGAGAUAUUGUCUGGGAAGGUGAUCUCAUACAACAAGGCGUCCCUCUUCCUGGACACGACGUUCUCCGUGGGCACCGGCUGCGGGCUCCCUCUCAACAUGCACCUCAUGGGCACCAGCUACGUCAACAUGAACAUGUCGGGCACCGUCGUCGACCGCUCCUCCAGCAGACACCACACGGACUUGAGGGGGAAAAUACAUCCGAGCGUCGCACUAAACAUAGCGGCAACAAUGGGAGUGAUAGCGGGCCGUCUCUCCAGCACCGGAGUUAGACUCAACACGCGUCUCUACACCGCCACGGCCGUGGAGAUAGCCCUCACGCUCCGAGGGUUCCAGAUGAUGAAGCUCGACUUGUCGUUGCCGCAUUCUAGGCAGGAGAUCUUUGCUUACAAAUCAGAACUGAUAAUCCUCCACGGUGACAAGGAGCUACAGCAACAGGGUCUGAACAAGAACCGCAUAGAACAGAACACCUGCAGCUGGUCCACUUUCGACCAGGCUAUUGGUAUCAAGCUCUGCGCCGCUUAUCAGUUCCCCAACAUGACCAACCUUCGCGACGCCCCCUACUUCCUUCUCAGCGGCCCUUCCAAGUACAUCCUGUCUCUAGAGAAGGCGGACCCGAGUGCGAAGACUUACGCCAUGCAAUAUACUUGGGAUAAGAAUGACACGAACAAUAUGUUUACGUUCUCGUUUGAUACGCCUAAUAGUAAGGAAAAACGUAUAUUCAACGCACUAGUCAGCCUGUCACCCAACUCUAGCACAGCAGAAAUGACGUUCCAAUCAGCCAAAAACACAUUAAAAGCAAAAGCCAUGUACAAAAACCUAGAAUACGAUAAAUGCGUCGAAGCGAGCCUUGAUAUAGAUGGACGGAAACAGUUUGACACUGUAAUGGCGGUUAAAAGGCAUGAUAUCAAAUUCGGCUAUGUAUGGGUGCCCCGGGCAUACUGGAUAGUAAAUGAACAGAAGAUUGCUGAGUUAUCUGGAACACUAAAAGUGAAAUCUAAAGGCGGAGUGACACAAGUAGACAUAUCAGCCGAAUUCCAAACUAAACAGCUAGCAUCUAGACUGCUUGGAUACUACACUAUCAACGGACCAACCCACGGGACGAGACUACAACUAGACUAUCAGUUCUAUAAGAACCCGAAACAGACUAUCAAGAUAGAAGGGCUGUAUAGUGAAAGAUCUAUGGGUUUUAGACAUGACGUUUAUGGCGAGUUGGCGAUGGAUUCUACUGCGUAUCCUGUGUACAACUUUUAUUCUGUGUUGAGUAAUAUUAAAAGCCAAACCCACCUGGACAUAAAGUUCAACGUUAGUGCGUCCCGCGCGCUCAAACACGAUCCUUCGUUCUUAUUCGCGUACAGUCGCGUGGAUAAACUCUCUGGAAUGAAGUUGGGUGCGCGAGUGAUGUUGGCAAGACCGCGGGCUGCGCAUGCAGAAAUACAUUUUGAACAGAUCGGCCCAAAAUACAACGCAAACGUGCUCCUAAACUUCAACCCAAAGUCCCGAGACAUAGUGGUGUCCGGCUACAUGUGCUACCCGCCCGGCGCGCAGCUGUAUGUGGACGCCGAGCUCAACAUGACGCUGCCGACGCUACACCCCAUGGCGGUCAAGGCCAAGAUACACGAGAAACAGCCCAACGAGUUCCAGCUAAACGCCCUAGGCAUGUGGUUCACGGGCGUAGACUUCAACAUAGACGCAUUAUACCAGGACCAGUCUAAAACCAACAUGGCGUCACACCGACUGAAAGUGCUUAUCAACAGCAGCCAUUUCAAGGAUAUAGCCGUGGAUGCGAGGUUUACACAGGACAAUAGACAGAUUACGUUUAUUGGACAGGGAGAAUACAACGACGGUAAAUACCGCACCCUGCUCCGGUACAUUCUGCUCUCGGAACAAAACUUCACCACGUAUGCCGAAGUGGAUAUCAGCGGGAAAGCGUAUAGUGUCAACCUGAAUGCAGAUAUGAAUAAUAAUACUAAUGUCAAUGUGGAUGUACAUUUUGAUCAACUCCGCGACGUGCACAUGUCCUACCAGCGCUGGGCCACUGAGAAGCAGAAACGGCUCAGUGCAGCCGUCAACUGGGACGCCAAUAGAGACCCGUCACAGAAGAUCAGUGUGGACGUGCAGUUGGAUAAUAAGGGGGACUGGCACCAUGCUGGGUACAUGACGGUUUAUUAUCCGGGCAGGCUGCUGAAUGGGGAGUUUGAGGUGCUGUUGAAAGAUUGGUUCUGUGAAUGGCAUGUCCGCAUGGGUUGGUCCACCGAAGACAUUAUUCUGUGGAAAGUGAAGAUGUACUCGGUGGCUACUAAAGAGACGGUUUACGCGCUUCUGUCCAAAAUGAACACUCCCUUCCCAGGGUGGAAGGAUACGAGUUUCAACCUUAUGUGGCGCUACCACGACAACCUGCAAGCGAUAAACGGCUCUAUGAACUGGCAAGAAGACUACCUUUCGUUCGGCUUGCUGGCGGACUAUAUGCUCAAAACAAACGAGUUCUAUGGUGAAAUAAACGCGAUAGUCAACUCUACUAUACCGACUCUGCCUAAAGCGGCCGCUAUAGCCAGACAUAGGAUGGUUUGGAAGAAUUCUUCGGAUACUCUGCUCAGUUUUCAGUACAACGAAGAUGGCAUGAUGAUGAUCAACUCGUCCUGGCUGUUCGACCGAGGCGAGCACGAGAACAAUGUCACGGGGAAAGUCACUUUAAUUACACCCUUCCCGGGCUACAAAAGCGGAUUCCUGAGAACGAAAUUUGUGUUGGGCCACAAGAAAGACAUCAAUGGCGUCACGUAUUUAGAUCUAGAAGAUAAAGUGUUGAAGAUUUAUGUCAACGGCCACAUGCGUCGCAUAACCAACUGCAUGCUCGUGAUGAACGUGACUCAUCCCAUCACUCAGUUCUCUCACAUGAGCGCGCGGCUCGGCCUGGUGGAGGCGGACCGCCACCUCGUCGCCGUCGUGCUCACGCAGGCCUCCGCUACCGGUAUCGAAGUCCGCCUCAAGUUGAACUCGGCUCAAGACUUCCACGUGUUCGGGCACGUGGCGCUCCCCAUACAGUACCUCACUAGAGCCAUGGUCACCGCCAAACGGGCUAAAGAAGAGGCAGACUUCCGCGUCGGCUGGGGCCCCAUGGACCUAGGCUUCACGGGCAUCUGGCACUGGCAGUCACCCAUCAACUUCGUCUAUCUGUACAAACUGUACACCCCGCUGGAAGGCUUCGAGGAGAACGGGCUGGUGUUCAAGAAUAUCUACGGGCCGGGGUUGGAUACGGAGCUGUCGGUGCGCCUGUCUACGCAUAAGUUCGGCAUAGCAAUCCUCCUUGUCGACUCCGGUAAAGGCCUCAUAGACGUGAUAAACGACAAGUUCCACCAAGAGCAGACGAGCUACGACGUGCUCAUUGAGGACUUCGACACCGCCGCCGCCGUCACUAUAGACACGCUGUACUACCCCACCGUCACGGCUUCAGCUCAUCUUAUCAAGUAUGUUGGGGCCAAUGAAGAGGACAUAUUGCAAGUGAACGCAACUCUCAAUCUGCCAGAGAAAACUCCUAUCGUAUUGACUGAUAUAUUCGUAUUGGAGCAAUACACAGUAAUGAGGAACACCCUUCACCUAGUGACUCCGUUCCAAGCGGUCAAAGAGCUCAAGUCUGUAUACACGGUUGACGUCAUAUUGGGAGAGAAGUUCAACAUUACGUGUGUCGCUCUACUGUCUAAUGGCACUUAUUGGCAUGAGAUAUCCUACAAAGUAUACUACGAAUACGAGACCGGUGAGGACGACGCAUACCAAUCCUACCUCUCGUCGCUCGCCAUAGUGACGCCUCUGCCCAUGCUACCUGCCCUCGACUGUACCGUGAGCGUGAGGCUUGAAGACUCGCUGUGGAAGAUGGCGGCGGAUAUUGAGAUGCCUUCCUUCACUGUGCAGGCGAAGGGAAGACUUGAGUUGGACGACCCGUUCGUGGAAACUUCUGGAAGCAUCAACCUGACAUCAGCCGUGUUGGACGACUAUUUCAUCAAGAUGCAGUUCAAGAAAGACUUCUCCGAGAUCGAGAACACUAUCGGGGGUGGCCUGCAAGUGUUGCAGGGCGAUCAGAAUAAUUAUAUGUUCGCAGAUGUCCUCUGGCGCCCAACACCCAAACACGUAAAGUUCAAGGCAAAAGCGGCCUUAUUCCCAGUUCUACCUCCUUCAGACAUAUCCAUAAUAUACUCAGACGACACAGCCGAUGGGCUAAGGACUAUAACUACGGAUCUGAACCUUGGCAAUGAGAGUUAUUAUUCGAUGAAAGCUGAUCAGAGACCUAGCUCUGUCUCGCUUGCACUUAGCACUCCGCAUAAGGGAUUCAGGGCCGUGAAAAUACUGGGUGAAUUCGAAGAAGAAGACAUCAGAGGGUCAUUCGUAUCCGACACCGUCGAGUAUGGCAUCACUGGGAAACGACUCAGCAAGGAACCGCUUGAGCUAUCCCUAACCCUAGUCCCUAAAGGGCAAGGCGAGCCUAUCACGAUUAGGGUCAAGUCCACCACUGUGGACCACAAAUACAGUCUGUCGGCGCACUUCGUCGGACCGCAGACGUUCACCCUACACACUAAUGCAGAGUUUGAGGACAGCUUCACUGAUCUGUCGCUUAAGGUAGACAUGCCAGAAGGCAAGAACCAAGACAUCUUCUUCAAGGCUCGAGUGGAUUCCUUGAAGGGGCUCCGUCGCGCGGUCUCCGUGCAGGCGGCCACGCCGCUCAAGAGGCUCAGCCGACUCAAGGGGGACACUAGCUUUGAAUUCGGUCCAAAGACUGGUUUUCUCCUGUGCAACUUCGACUUGCCUGACAUGAAGGGAAAUGGCGAUCUCAAGUGGAGCUUCGUCCUUGGAGAUUUGUUCAUAAAGGCAAUAGGGCACCAAGACGUCCAAGAGACCGUCCGUAGCGUGGACCUGGACAUCUACUUCGGCAACGGAACUGACUCCGAAGGGCUGGAGAAGAGCGACGCCGGGUUUAGGAUGGACCUGGAUAAUGUUUGGCAGAUCGGCGCCAACGCCACAUUCGGCACAUUCAUGAACCGGCGCAUGAAGCUCAUCAUCAACGCCAUAUUGCCCAAGCCAAAUGUGGACGUGCACACCCUGUAUAUAGACGGCGACAUGGGCGACCAAGAUAUGCCCGUGAAGAGCUUAGACGCGAGAUAUAGUACUGAUGUCACGAGGAUAUUGACUGGGCUUCAGGGGAAGGUCCUAAUCAUGCCAGACAGCUUCAACGGCAACGCCUCUAUAAUCUGGACGUCAGACUCACACGUAGUCUCCAUCGACAACCGACUACAAUACGCUUGGGACGGGAACAAUUCGCACUAUGUCGACUACGGGUUGUGUACGCCACAUGACUCGUUUGCGCUCAAUGGCAACUUUAUCAGGGAUCGAGUGCACGACUACCAAGUUGUCAAAGGCAGAAUGCACCACCCCAACAACACGCAAAUAGGAGAGAUAGACCUGCGCUACGGCGGCAUCAAGCAUACAGACGGACACUUCAACGUGACAACACCCUUCAAACGACUGCCGUGGUUAAAGUCCGUCUUUGACAUAAACAACAACGACGACAAUUCCAAAAACAAAAUCUUCGUCAACUGGCCGAACAAAACUGCCUCUCUCAACACCACUCACAACUACCUCAAACAAGACACAGGCUUCACGCAAACCGGAGAUAUCUCGCUUUCCAUUCCAUUGAACACCCAACAUUUAGUCACAACCAACUACUACUAUGUACAAGGCGAGCAACGAAGCAAUGGAAACGCUACAUUGGAUUUCGAUAGCGAGAGAUUUGUCAAGGCGUCGUUUAAUCAGAUACUGGGUAAGAGUGAGCGGGGUUUGGACCUUGCCAGUACGGAUAUAGAGGUGGAGAACAAACACACGCCUGUCGGGAUCAAGUAUAUUCACGAGUAUGAUGCAACUGGGAAUACGGACGUAAAACAAGCGACAGUAGUCCACCUCUACAACGCCACAAAAUUCAACGUGACUGGCAAAAUAGACGUUUUCACUUUCGCCACCGGAAAGAAUCUCAAACUGACAGCCAUGCAUGGCGAGAGAACGCUGACCUUCGAGAAUGAAUAUGAAUCUGUGGAUAAGGAGUUGAAACAAGGGAGCAAGGUUAAAUGGGCAGAAGAUGUGUGGAUCAAUUACAAUAUUCACGUCACUAAUAUGACUACGGAUGAAACAGAAUCUCAACAAAUCGACCUAAACAUCUGGUACCCGCUGCGACGCUUCAACCUUCUAGCGCUUUACAAACUGCGCGACAACCUUCUAGAAGGUUCCGGAAGAAUGAACUGGAACGUCAAGGACGAGAACAAGACUGCCGAGUUGAAGGCCAAGUGGGAGAAUCCGCCGACGGCUGACGCUAAUCUACAUAAUGUGCAGUUGUUGCUGUCGCAUCCUUCGUUUAGAAAGGACGUAUCCCUAAACGGCUACUACAUAAGCACACCAGAAGUGAUGUCCAACAUAUCGCUAGAACUGCAAUAUUCGGACUACGAAAACGAAUACCUUCGGCUAAAGUCAAUUCUAACAGACAACUCGAAUGGACCAAUCAGAGACUACAGAUUCGGCCUAACCUGUUCCCAUCCGGCUACGAAUUUGGACCUGGAAAUGAGAUCAGAUAUAAAUAUUCAUAGUAAAUGGUAUUAUUUUGAUAACUACUAUCGGUUCCAAAAGUCGCUGUUUUUCCAGAAGUUGAGACAGGCGAAGAUUCUGAUUGAUAUGAAUAAUAGUACUGUUAUGUAUGCGCGUUCAAACGAAACCUACUUCUACAACAUGACGGGUCGCUGGGACCUGUCCUACCCGGACUACACGGUCAGCGGCACCGUGGCGCGCCCCACCGGCGGCGACACGGCACACGCCGUGCUCUCGGUGAAGGAUAGGGCGUUGACGGCGCAUUAUAAUAGCACUGAUGACAUAUCCUACCAUCUAGUAGGAAUGAUAGUCGACACUCGAUCCGCCAAACUAGACGCAUGGCGAGACUAUGAUGACGUCACGACUGUGGACCUAGCGUCUUACAUCCGACUAAACCACUCCCGACUUCUCACUAGCUCUGUCGUGUGGAGGCCACAGAUCUUCGGUGAAGUCAAGGCUUAUACUGUGAAUACACUCAAACAUGUCUACAGUCAGGUUAAUGAGACCCUCGUGAUAAUUAAAGAGGUGCCGAUGGAAGCGCAUACAGCUUUGAAGAACAUUUGGGGCGACGCUAGAGUCAGGGUCAGGGAGUUUUUGGACGAUUUAAACGAUUUACACGUGAUCAAAGACGAUUUUGACGAGUUCGACCGGUUUCUGAACGAAUCGUACAUGAAAAACGACUUUUAUGUCAAAGAUAUUGUGGAAUUCACGUAUUAUGUGCUUGAUGAAAUGGCGAUUCGCAAUCAUUUGGAGAGUUUGCCUGGUAUUGUUAAUGACAUGUGGGGUAUGAUGGGAAACACCAGUCAAUCCAUCAAACAGAGUUUAACGUAUGUAGUCGACACGAUAAAAAAAGCGUACGCUAAUUUCUUAGACUCGCUAAACAAAUUUUUGGAGGCAGAUUUCAUGGAAUUAGUCUCUGAUAAGUUAGAAGCAGCUAUUAUGCAAUACGACACUUUUGUCAGAGACCUACAUAUGAAGUUAUUAGACUAUUGGGAAUCAACAUGGGUUAAUGCAAGAAAUAGACUGUCGAAAUACUGGCACGAAUUACUCAAGUCUAUGGAACCUUUGUUCUUUAAAGUUGUACAUUAUACGGAGUCGUUUGUGUUUACUCUAUGGCGGGGAGUUAUGGACUUCUUCUACAGUAGAACGCAGGAGUUGACAGAUUCGCCGUACUUCAACUAUGUGUCUACGUUUGGACAUGAGAUGGAUCGAAUCUACAAAGACCUAGUGAACGAAGACAUAAUAACGAACAUAAAGAAGUACAGUAAGAAACUGUGGAACGUGGCGUGGGACAAGAUACAGAAGUACAUUCCGUUCAAAGACGAAUUGGGCCAACUGUACGCGGAGUUCAGUAACGCUUGUGAUAACUUCAUGCAUACGCCGCCAGUUAUGUAUGUUAGGGAGAAGUGCACAGAAGCGUACGUCCGUCUGAAGUGGUGGUACGAUUACUUCAUGAUCGGAGAGGCGCUUGAUAAAACUUGGGAUAUCGUUUACGCCAAAAUAACUGACUUCGCCAAGACCGCACUGCAAUAUGAGGAAAUCCAUCGCACACCUAAAACUAACUUCGUUUUCGACCCGCGCAAAGGAGAGAUCCUUCUUGAACAGAAACUACCUAUGUCGUGGCACGCCUUCAACCGAACCCCGGACUUCACCGAAAUAGCCGAGUAUAAGGCUGUCAAGGACUUCAUGGACCAAUGGCUCACCAGCAACAAGAGUAUCUGGAGUUAUUACUACGAUAUCCGGCCGUAUAUGGACUUUAAUAAUGUGUUGCCGCCGUUUGGAGGCACAGCCAUGAUCACAGCGCAAGGCACGCUAGUAACAUUCGACAAACGUGUCCUCACCGUCACACAAACAGGAACCUUCGUUCUCUGCAAAGACUAUAAGCAUGACAAGCUGACUGUACUUAUGGAGGUUCAUAAGGAUAAGCCGUUUACCCUAUUGCUGUUGACUAAGGGCAAACUGUUGAGUAUUAAUAUGGCUACUGAGCAAGUCUCCAUAGACUCCGGCCCCCCCCUAACCCUACCCACCACCAUCGGUGACUACCUCGUCGACCGCGCCGGCGGCGUAGUCAACGUGUGGAGCGAGGGAGCCCGCGUCUCAUGCAGCCUGCAGCCACGGACCUGCCAGCUGCGAGUGCCGGGUUGGUACUUCGCCAGCGUGGGAGGCCUCCUAGGCACAUACAACAACGAGUUAUACGACGACCUGCAAAUACCCAACAAGGGUAUAACCACCAACGUGACUGAGGCAGUUAGGAGCUGGGACAUAGGCCCGCCCGGGCCACGGGAAGCUAUAACUCGAGUGCCGCAAAAUGAGACGCAGUGUCACAAGUUCUUUGUGAAUAAUGUGUCGCCGUUGCACCCUUGUACGCAGAGAAUAAACGCGACGCCGUUCUUCCUCUCGUGCGUGUCGGGCGUGGACGCGUGCUCGCUCGCCGCCGCCUAUCUACAGCUGUGCGAGCAGACGCACGCGCCCGUGCACAUACCCGAGAUAUGCGCCACAUGCACCACCCCAGAAGGCGACACAAUAGAAGAGGGGUCAUUCUACAAGCUGGACCACGUGCCCGCGUCCACUGACGUGGUGUUUGUCAUAGAGGCGCAAUUCUGCAACAAGAACCUACGGAAGAACAAGAAUAUCGACCUGUUUAUCGAGGCUUUUGAUAGCAAGCUGCAGAGCAAUGGGUUGUCUGAUAAUAGAUACGCGAUAGUCGGUUUCGGCGGGCGCGGCGUGUACAAGAAGCCGCGCUUGCUGUACGUCAACAACAGGGUGUUCACGGACGCCACGCAGAUCGCGCAACACUUCGACAACUUCGUCAUUGAGAAACAAGACCAGUCGCGCACCAACAACACCGCUCGUGCAGACAUGUUCGCCGCGCUCUCCGCCGCCGCCACGUUGCCGUUCCGUGCCGGCGUGCCCAAGACGCUCAUACUGAUGCCUUGCACUAGAUGUGAUAUCAGGUUUAUGAGGUUGGACUACUCGACGAUAUACCACAAUCUGCUGGAGAACUCGAUCACUCUGCACAUUCUGAUGGACGAGGACUUCAUGCUGUCCAAGAAACGCGCCGCCAAGUAUUUGUUCGGUGUGGACAGCCGCCUCGCCUACACCAACAAAGACUAUGAGAAUCUAGUCGGAGACGCCGGCCUCAGGAAACAAGUGAAGCUGCCCAAAGACAAACUUGGCCUGUGCAUGUCGCUGGCUAUGGAGAGCAACGGUACAAUAUUCACGGCGCGUAAGCUAGCCGGCGACCGGGCGACGGCGCGCCGCCUGUCCACAGUCCUGGGGGGCAGGGUCGACCCGCGGGCCGCCCCCCAGCGCUGCGAGUGUCGCGAGACAGCCCUGCACUGCGUGCAACAACCCGCCAUGGAGCUCUCAUUUUGGGAUUCCGAAGACAUCGAAGAAUUAAUAGAUAUGGCGAUGGAACCACCCACACUACCGCUGCCAUAAUGCAUUAGCAAUAAAUAUUAAGUAUAAGAUAAGAAAUAAACAAUCUUAGAAUAGACAUCGAAUGUACAUAAUACUUUAGUAAUGUAGUAUGCAAAAUGUUUUUAUUAACUGACUAAGCUUAUCGCUUUUAAUAAAUUAUUUUUGUCACA